AUGACAUCUAAAUCCAAAGAAAAAUUGUACACAACAUCAUCUUCGGGUUUACCAAAUUGGCGACAAUCUCCGAUCGAUAUCAGUCGCGUAUGGACCAAAAAAUUUCCACCAUUGCUUUUGACCAAUUAUUGCUCGAACAUUGGCACAGCGAUACUUACUAACACCGGCCAAACAGUUAAUCUCGAGCUGGCGAACAGAAAAAUGCCGAUAAUACGCGGCGGCCCUUUAAAAGAUGAUGAAUUUCAAUUCAUGAACAUUCAGUUUCGCUGGGGUCCGUCUAAUUGUCGAGGCGCGGAACAUUCUAUCGAUAAUAUUUGGUAUUCAAUGGAAGCGCAAGUUAUGCAUUGGAACACACGUUACGGAUUGAUAGAAAAAUGCUACAAUAAACCUGAUGGGAUUGCAAUACUCUCUUAUCUCAUGCAGGUCGUUGGCUGUUCUGGACUUCCGGACAAUCCAGCACUUGCUCCAAUCACUGAUAAACUCGCGGAAAUAAAACAAACGGAUAGUACCGUGAAUAUUACGCCUGGUAAUUCUACAAUGUGA
This is a messenger RNA of Formica exsecta, 543 nucleotides long. Its product is annotated as carbonic anhydrase 2-like. NCBI's taxonomy places the organism in Eukaryota, Metazoa, Arthropoda, Insecta, Hymenoptera, Formicidae. Bases 1 to 543 code for a protein of 180 amino acids. Gene Ontology annotation, molecular function: carbonate dehydratase activity; zinc ion binding. The record is from RefSeq and is a predicted model, not a curated record. Gene Ontology annotation, cellular component: cytoplasm. The transcript has 5 exons.